AUGUGGUUCGAAUCGGUUGGCAAGGUGAAAAGGGAUGGUACAUUCAAAGACUUGUAUUCCCCGGUCUCGGUGAGGGAAGGUGAUUCACUGUCAGCCAGUAGGGCGAUUACUAGCUGUGUUCCUCAGGGCUACGUCGUGGGUCCUAUGGUGCCCGAAGACACGACUGCACAGCCCCCACGCAAGGUACGUGUUACCCCCAUCGUUCUUCGCGAUGCUUCGAGAUGGCGAGGCGUAAAUCACAAGUUUAUUUCUUUGGGCAUCAAAUUCGAACGCGCGGUUGCCGUCGAUGCAGGAAUCAGGAUAAUUCCCAAGUCCGAGAAUGAUUACCGCAGGAUUAUUCGUCUCUUCAGGGAGGAAGAGGUGCCCCAUCACACUUUCCCUCUACCCUCCGAGAGGAACAUUCAUGCUGUAAUCAGAGGAGUACAUGCGACACUUUCGGAAAUUGAGAUCAAGGAAGAGUUGCAACAGAGGGGAUAUUCCCCCCUGCACAUAAUUCGCCUGAAACGCGGUGGCGGCGUGCCCAUGCCUUUGGUGGUAGUCAUACUGCCCAAGAUAGAAAAAUCUCAGCAGCUGUUCAACGAACACGAGCUGCUAGGUACUGCCAUGUCGCUGUCGUAUGCUCAUGACGACCGCGUUUCAGGCAGUUGUUUGCUCAGCCUUUUAGGGCAACCGUUUUUUAUUGUUUUAGUAGGAUGUGCACGGGUAGUCAGAUUCUGGGUGUCUUUUUUACUAGGUGUGUACAGUGAUGUAAAAAAUUUUAAGGCACAUUCUCAGGAAUGCGCAGAAACGUAG
Acanthoscelides obtectus is the source of this 792-nucleotide messenger RNA. The record is from the annotation of a GenBank genome assembly. NCBI's taxonomy places the organism in Eukaryota, Metazoa, Arthropoda, Insecta, Coleoptera, Chrysomelidae.